AUGUCACAGAUGAAGCACAUUGAUAACACCCCAUCAACCCCGGGUAAGUUUAAGAUGGAGAAAUCCCCGUACAAUAGGCUGAGGGUGCAUUCAUCUCUAGCCAAGCUCACAUUCUGGUCCUUUGUUUUCCUUGGUGCGAUCUUUGUGUUCUUUUAUAGAUCACCAUCUUCUUCCUCUCCUGUCACGUCAGAUCUCAAUAGGAGGUCCCUCAGAACCAAUUCUUAUGGUGGUCCUGCCUGGGAGAAAAAGGUCAGGACCUCAGCUAAAAUCAGGUCUAGAAAUGGGAUUUCGGUUUUGGUUACUGGGGCUGCUGGUUUUGUGGGCACCCAUGUUUCUGCCGCCCUCAAGCGCCGUGGGGAUGGCGUUCUCGGGCUUGAUAAUUUCAAUGACUAUUAUGAUCCGUCCCUUAAGAGGGCGCGGCAGGCGCUUUUGGAGCGCACUGGGGUGUACAUUGUGGAGGGUGAUAUCAAUGAUGUUGCCCUCUUGAACAAACUUUUCGACAUUGUCCCAUUUACCCAUGUUAUGCAUUUGGCUGCACAGGCUGGGGUGCGCUAUGCCAUGGAAAAUCCUAGCUCUUAUGUCCAUAGCAACGUUGCUGGCCUUGUUAGUUUGCUUGAGGUUUGCAAGAGCGCAAAUCCUCAGCCUGCUAUUGUGUGGGCUUCAAGCAGUUCUGUUUAUGGAUUGAAUACUAAAGUGCCCUUUUCAGAGAAGGAUCGGACUGACCAGCCUGCUAGUUUGUAUGCUGCAACUAAGAAGGCUGGUGAGGAGAUUGCACAUACUUAUAACCAUAUAUAUGGACUCUCGCUUACCGGAUUGAGGUUCUUCACGGUUUAUGGACCUUGGGGUAGGCCAGAUAUGGCGUAUUUCUUUUUUAGUAGAGAUAUUUUGAAGGGGAAGUCAAUUCCGAUCUUUGAGGCAGCUAAUCAUGGUACAGUUGCAAGGGAUUUCACUUACAUUGAUGAUAUUGUGAAGGGUUGUUUGGGGGCAUUGGACACCGCUGAAAAGAGUACUGGUAGUGGUGGCAAGAAGAAGGGGCCAGCACAAUUACGCGUUUAUAAUUUGGGAAACACAUCUCCUGUACCUGUUUCAGAUCUUGUGAGCAUUUUGGAGAGGUUGCUCAAGGUGAAGGCCAAGAGGAUGAUUAUGAAGUUGCCAAGGAAUGGGGAUGUGCAGUUCACACACGCUAACAUAAGCUUGGCUCAGAGGGAGCUUGGAUAUAAGCCCACGACAGAUCUCAAGACGGGAUUGAAGAAAUUCGUUCAAUGGUAUCUCAGUUACUAUGGAAUUUCUUUCCCGGUUUUUGGAUCCACAUAG
Fraxinus pennsylvanica is the source of this 1314-nucleotide messenger RNA. NCBI's taxonomy places the organism in Eukaryota, Viridiplantae, Streptophyta, Magnoliopsida, Lamiales, Oleaceae. The record is from the annotation of a GenBank genome assembly.